AUGGGUUCUGAAGUUGAUCAAGAAACUAUUGGUCAUGAAGACUCAAAUCUUGCAAAUGCGACCUGUCGUAUAUGCAGAGGAGAGAGUACUGAUGACAACCCUUUAUUUCAUCCUUGUAAAUGCAGAGGCUCUAUCAAAUAUAUCCAUGAAUCCUGUUUGAUUGAAUGGGUGGCAUCAAAAAACGUGGACAUUAAUAAACCUGGAGCUGAAGUAAAAUGUGAUAUUUGCCAUUAUCCUAUUCAGUUUAAGACCAUGUAUGAUGAGAAUAUGCCAGAGAGCAUCCCCACAUUUUUACUUAUUACCAAAUUUCUAGGGUUACUGUUUAGCACAAUGAAGCUCGCGUUGACAAUAGCGGUGGCCGUUGUUCUUCUUGUCAUUGGCGUUCCUCUUACAUGGAACUUCAUCGGCAAGCUUUACGCUAUUUUGUUAGAUGGAGCUGCUCUACCGAUUGAAGAUAACUUUUGGAUGAGUGUACUUUUUGGCUACGAAGAUAAUGUCCCCAAGGACAUCAAAACGCGCGAUAUCAUCAUACAACUGCUCAAGAACUAUCGAUUCUCAUUGUCUCAAAUUGUUUUGGUUGCAGUUAUACAUAUCGCGCUCUACUUUCAAUAUGACAUGGUAGUUAGGGAAUCUAUUUUCAGCAAGAUGGUCUACCACAAAAUUGGGCCUAGAUACAGUAAAGAAGAGCUUAUGACUGAAAAACUAAAGCAACAGUUCCCAGGCAUAGAUGACAAUACAGUCAAUCAUAUAGUGCAGUUGAUGAAGUUAAGAGAGGAGAGGGGUGAGGAACAGGACAUUAUAGUGGAACGCGAAGAACUCGUCGACGAUGAAAACAAUGGCGCUGAAGAACAUCUACAUCCACGGCCUGAGCCAACCCUAAACUUAGCAAAUGUGGAUGAAAAUGUUGACGAUAACGAUAACGACAGUGAUUUUGACACUGACAACAUGUCGUCAAGCGACGAGUCUGAAGGAGAAAUGGACGAAAUAGAGCCAGAUGAACAAGAAGCCUUAAUGGAGAAUGCUGAUCCUUUUGAUAACAUAAGAAACCGUCGGGCUGUCAAUGAAUUCGAUCAGCUGCUUGAUGCUAGAUUAGACGCUGUAGCUAACGGCAAUGAUAACGUCCCGGUUAUACCACUACCGAAUAAUGAUAUUCCCGAACGAGUCGAUCUCGAAGGCAGAGAUGUCCCAGCAAUUGAUCAACAGGAUCCAGCAAUGUUCAGUUUAAAACUUAAAGUCGAAAACUUGCCUGUUUAUUACAUAGUUGGAACCGUUUUUGUGGCUAUCUACCUUCUUUUGGCUUAUGUGAUCCCAACUGUGGUGGGAAACGGUCUUCUGGGGCUUUAUACUUUCGUCAUUUCAAUCUUCGCUCGUGGAGUAGCGAGACUUGGUAUAAUGUGCCGCCUUCCACAAUUAUAUUCAAUGGUUGAAGACAAGAUUACUGUGUUUAGCAGUUUUACGGCUUUUUUAAGCGACCAAUGCGUCAAACCAAUAUUGGGUUAUUAUGAACUUUACAAGGGGGGCAAUUUGAAAUCUUCCACUAUCGUGCAAUCAUUGCCCGCCUUAACCACUUACCUGACUGCCGUUUAUCUCCUAUGCAUUUUGUCAGAAGUUUACGCUAAAGGAUUUGGUCCUAAAAAUGGUAUGAAGAAUCUCAAUUGGCGCUUUACUUUCCAACUUUUUUUUGCUAUCAAGUGUUCGUUGAAAGUUUUUACCCUUUUCGCGAUUGAGUUGGCUGGCUUUCCAAUCCUGGCUGGAUUGAUGAUAGACUUUUCGUUACUUUGUCCCAUGCUUUACUCACAGAGAAAGCUUUUCUAUUUGUUUGAAUUGAGCUCUUGGAAGCCACUGGUCUGGAUUGCGUACUGGGCAGUCGGGACCUGGUAUAUGUUUUGGUUUGCAAAGUAUGUCGGAAUGAUCAGGCAUUAUAUUAUUAGACCAGGUGUUCUGUUCUUCAUCAGAUCACCCGAUGAUCCCAAUAUAAGGAUUCUUCACGAUAGCUUGAUACACCCCAUGAAAAUACAGUUAUCAAGAUUAACACUUUCAAUGGUCAUCUACGCCAUGUUCAUAAUAGUGGGUUUCGGUUUUCAUACCAGAAUACUGUUUCCCAUACUGCUACGCUCAAACAUUCUUCCCAUUGAGCACCAUUUUGGCAGAUUUGAGGGACCUGGGAUUUGUGGUGUCUUAAUGCUCUGUAAACAAAUAAUGGAUUCCUGCACGAGUUUAAAGUUGUAUGUGAGACAAUACUGGACUCGUGUUUUCGAUAUUUGUUGCAAAAAGCUAAGGUUGUCUUCCUUCAUCCUUGACAAAGACGUUUCGGUAGAGAGGGGAUAUGUCAUGUACCGGAACAUGUUUUAUGCACUUUUGUUUUCGAAUAAAGCCAAAUGGUCAAAUCCAGAUCUUUACUCAAGUCCCAAAACUCUCUCGCAAGCAAAGCUACUUUUCAAAGAGAACAAAGACGUACAUGCUUAUUUCAUCCCUGAUGGAACCCUAAUGCGUGUUCCGGCUAAUGAUAUAAUUUCACGCAACUUUGUACAGACACUCUUUGUUCCUGUUACUAGAGAUGACAAACUUUUGAAGCCUCUUGAUGUUGAACGUAUUAAGGAAAGAAAUAGACAGAGUGCCGGAGAAUUCAAUCAUUUGGACGAGCAAAGUACCGAAUUUGAUGCAUAUACCAUAGUUUACACACCUCCGCAUUUCAAACUAAGAUACUCGACAUUGAUUGCUUUGAUUUGGUUAUUUGCGUCGGUUCUUUUUAUUUUCUUGGCUCUUUUCUUCAAUUUCGUGGCUAAGAUGAUCAUAACAAUUGUUGUUUUACCUUUACUGUGGUUUGAUGAUCGUGGGGCAAACUUCCUUGCCUUCUGCAAAGAUGUCACUAAGUUGAGUCCCUAUACCCUGGCCUUGGGAGCAAUCUUUUCCUCACUGAUACUCGACAAAUAUCAUAAACUGCGUGAAGCAAGGGCAGUUCAUAAUGAGCACAUUGUCCCUGUUCACGAGCCCGAUGAAAAUGUCGAAGACAUCAAUGAAGACCAUUUAGAAGCUCCAGUUGAGAACAUAGAAGAUGAAGAAGAAGGCUGGCUUGAAUUUUUCCGUGGGUUCUUCAGCAACCCAACUUUAAAGCUUUGUCUCCUACAAUUGGCAUGUGUUCUGAUCAUAGUGAACAAGCCAUCAUGCAUCAGUUACAACUACUUUUUCAGCUACUCAUUGUUUUUGAGGCAGUUUGUAAUGGGAGCCGAACCCGAUAAAACUCGCGUUUUUAUUCCGUUCGUCUCUUCUGAGUCAGCAUUCGCAGCAUCCUCUCUAUUUUCUAUGGAUAACGUACCGGAUCUUCUUCCACUACUGAUAUGGAUAGUGAUGGAUUGUGCUUUUUUCCUUGUCAAGUUCAUGGUUAUAUUGCCAACAAGGUUGGCGAAUGAUGGAAACAGAAAUGCAACCAUGCGUACAUAUUACCUAAAGGCAAUCAAGGCCAAUUUUAUUGAGUGCCUGUUCACAACAGGCCUUACACUGCUUCUGCAGCUAUUUAUGUGCUCGGGAGAAUAUCUGCUCUAUCCUCAAAACUAUACAUCAUUACCAGCUGUGAUGAUCUUCCUCACUAAGUACCGAUUUACUACACCAGCAGAAGUUGCACAUUACACAUUUUUUCAAAGAGCAUUUUAUUUCAUUUCACCAAUUGUCUGUACUGCCUACUAUACCACACAGUAUUUCAGAAAAUUCAAAAACUCAUUCAACCUUGCGGUGGCUAACAUAAAAGACGAGGUUUACGGAAGAGGGAAAACUUUGACAAAUUUACCGGAUGAUAAUGAUAGAUAA
Lachancea fermentati is the source of this 3804-nucleotide messenger RNA. NCBI's taxonomy places the organism in Eukaryota, Fungi, Ascomycota, Saccharomycetes, Saccharomycetales, Saccharomycetaceae. The record is from the annotation of a GenBank genome assembly.